Molecule: messenger RNA, 1647 nt
Organism: Penicillium griseofulvum
Lineage: Eukaryota; Fungi; Ascomycota; Eurotiomycetes; Eurotiales; Aspergillaceae
Product: Gfo/Idh/MocA family protein
Exons: 1
Coding region: 1-1647 (548 amino acids)
Molecular function (GO): nucleotide binding
Source: RefSeq, a predicted model, not a curated record
AUGAAAGAACCAAUUCCACCUCCGAAUCUUCCUCCCAGCCCAUUGUCCCCAUCGAAGCAACUACGUUUCUUCGUCAUCGGUGGCGGCUCUCGCGGAAACGCCUACGCUUGCGCCGUCACAACCGUAACACCGGGUGUAAUCCACGCAAUCGCCGAACCCCACGCCUUCAAACGUCGCGAGUUCGGUCGAAAAUAUAUAUGGGGCAUACACGAUUCUCCCCAAGAAGGCCAGGAGUUCACUGAUUGGCGCGAAUGGGUACAAUGGGAACUCGAACGGCGGAAGCAGGCGACUCAAAACAACGAUAACGCAGCAGACACAACCCCAACACCCGUGGGCGUAGACGGAGUCUUCAUCUGCACACUAGACGAAACACACGUCGAGAUCCUACAAGCCCUCGCCCCACUCCAGCUACACAUCCUCUGCGAGAAGCCAUUAGCCCUCUCACUAGACGACUGUCUAACAGUAUACCGAGCUCUCCAACCACCAGAAGGCCCAAAUAACACCCCCCAAGCCCCGAAGAAUAUAUUCUCAAUCGGCCACGUCCUCCGCUAUAGCCCGCAUAAUAUCCUCCUCCGCAAACUCCUCCUCACAGACCGCGUGAUUGGCGAUAUAGUCUCCCUAGAACACUGCGAGCCGGUAGGCUGGUGGCAUUUCUCGCACAGCUAUGUCCGAGGCAACUGGCGACGCGCAACACCAGCAGGCGACGGCUCCCUCCUCACAAAAUCAUGCCAUGACAUCGACUUCAUCCUCUGGCUCCUCUGCUCCCCACCCUCUCCCGAAACAGCCCCCAACCAAGCCCAUAAGCCGCACUUCCCGCGCUCGAUCUCCUCCGCCGGAAUGAUGACACAGUUCCGCCAAAAGCGCAAGCCCGUCUCCGCAGGAAAUGCUACAAACUGUCUCUCUUGUCCAGCUGAACGAGACUGUAAUUAUAGCGCCGUUAAGAUCUACAACAACCGCCACCUCGCGACAGGUCACACAGCUUGGCCAGUUGACAUCGUCUGCCCGGAUAUCGAAGAUGUAUUCCGUGCCCAAGGCGACAAGGCAGCCGAGUCAUUGCUCCUCUCCCGUCUUGCCGAGGACUAUGACCGGAAUACGAUGUCAGACUCGGAUAUCGCCGCGCGACCUUGGUACGGACGGUGCGUCUACGAAGCCGACAAUGAUGUCUGUGACGAUCAGACUGUGACGGUUGUUUGGGAUGAUGAGGAGAGGGCGCCGCAUCGACUUGCUAAAACGGCGAGUUUCCACAUGAUUGCGCCUACAGAGAAACAAUGUGAGCGUCGGGGCCGGGUGUAUGGUACUACUGGUGAGGUUUCGUAUGAUAGUAGCACGAUUUCAGUUUAUGAUUUUGCUACGGCGAAGACUACUGUUUUUAAUGUACCGAAGCCGCCGCCGGGGCAGAAUGAGUCGCAUGGCGGUGGGGAUUUUGGACUUGCGAAGCAGUUUGUUAGUGCUGUUGAGGCUGUUGAGGGGGGAUUGGAUGUUGAGACGGCGCAAUCGAGGUUUGUUGGGUGUUCGCUUGAGGAGGCGGUACGGAGUCAUGCUGUUGUUUUUGCGGCGGAGGAGGCGAGGAGGGAGGAGAAGGUUGUUAAGUGGGAGAGUUGGUGGGGGGAGAAGUUGAGGGUUUCUGCUGCUGCGUGGAAGGCAUAA